GUUACACAGGCAAGCUCUAGAGACAAGGAAAUAUGGCGGACCAUGAGGAGGCAUUGUACUCUGGCCGACGCGAUGAUUCUCCCGUUGAUCACGACUCGAGAAAUGAGAGAGAAGGAAGCAGGGAAAGCGAUCACGACGAUAGAGAUCAGCGGAGAAGAGGUGGUGGAUACGAGCGGGAUCUGAGACGCGAAAGUCGACGCUUCGCUCCAUACCCUUCACAAGACGAGAGGUCAAGUUCGAGAGGACAAUCUGGUAGCGGAGGUAAAGAAUGCCGUGUUUACGUUUGGAAUCUUCCAUACCAAGUAAGAUGGCAGGAUUUAAAGGACUACAUGAAGAAAGCAGGUGAAGUGGGAUUUGUCGACAUCAUAGUAGACAGUCGAGGAAAAUCAAAGGGAUGCGGUGUUGUUCAAUUCCGGCAUAGAGAAGAUGCAGAGAAAGCAAUUAAAGAACUUCAUGGUACUGAAUUCAAAGGGAGAACGAUCCACAUACGAGAGGUUGGUCAACUAUUUUUACCUAUAGAUGUGCAAUGCAGCACCGGUACAGGUGUACAUGUAUGUGCAUGUUUGCUUGUUGGUAUAGAACAGUUUUCAGUUGAGUGUUGUAGAAACCAAAACCAAAGUUAUCUCUCUUGCUCCAAUGAACCAAUCAGACAAGGAAAUAUGGCGGACCAUGAGGAGGCAUUGUACUCUGGCCGACGCGAUGAUUCUCCCGUUGAUCACGACUCGAGAAAUGAGAGAGAAGGAAGCAGGGAAAGCGAUCACGACGAUAGAGAUCAGCGGAGAAGAGGUGGUGGAUACGAGCGGGAUCUGAGACGCGAAAGUCGACGCUUCGCUCCAUACCCUUCACAAGACGAGAGGUCAAGUUCGAGAGGACAAUCUGGUAGCGGAGGUAAAGAAUGCCGUGUUUACGUUUGGAAUCUUCCAUACCAAGUAAGAUGGCAGGAUUUAAAGGACUACAUGAAGAAAGCAGGUGAAGUGGGAUUUGUCGACAUCAUAGUAGACAGUCGAGGAAAAUCAAAGGGAUGCGGUGUUGUUCAAUUCCGGCAUAGAGAAGAUGCAGAGAAAGCAAUUAAAGAACUUCAUGGUACUGAAUUCAAAGGGAGAACGAUCCACAUACGAGAGGAUAGUUUUGAAGAAAGUGACAGACGUAGCAGGCCUUCUUCUAAAGGAUCAGACCUUCCGUCUCUUACUGGAGGGAGCAUGUCACUCGGCAACACUUUUGGAAGUGGACUUGGGAGUGGAAAUCUUGGCCUGGGGGGUGGAACUGGGCCUCUGGGAAACCUUGGUGGACUCCUAGGCUUGGGAAACCUUUCAGCUGCUCAGGGAAUCAAUUACCGAACUGAUGCCUUGUCUUGCACAGUGUUUGUCAGCAAUCUUGACUACAAUGUAACUUGGCAGAAACUUAAAGACACAUUCAGAGGAGCUGGGAAUGUUAUUCGUGCAGAUAUCAAUCUGGACUCUGACAAUAAAUCCAAAGGAUUUGGCACUGUACAAUUUGAAACAGCAACAGAGGCCAUUAAUGCAGUCUCUAUGUUUCAUGGCCAGAUUCUCAGUGACAGGGCUAUGAGUGUCAGACUGGACCGCAACGCACCCAUCAUGCAGCAGUUAGGCAAUGUGGGCAUGAACAACACAUCCAUGGGCCGAGCAGGAGGUAACAUGAACCCCAUGGCUGUCCUUCAACUGUUUCAGAGUCUCCAAGGGCUCAGUACACUUGCUCAGUUGACNACUCCCCUUGGGAUAUGCUGCCAUGCAGCUAUGUUUCAUGGCCAGAUUCUCAGUGACAGGGCUAUGAGCGUCAGACUGGAUCGCAAUGCACCCAUCAUGCAGCAAUUAGGCAAUGUGGGCAUGAACAACACAACCAUGGGCCGAGCAGGAGGUCACAUGAACCCCAUGGCUGUCCUUCAACUGUUUCAGAGUCUCCAAGGGCUCAGUACACUUGCUCAGUUGACCAGCAAUCUUGGUGCAUUGAGUGGUAACGGCGGUGGUCUGACUCCUGGUGGGGGUAUGGGCAACAUUGCUGGAGGUGGUGCUGCUGGUAUGCCGGACACCUCUGGCGCUAAUCCUCUGGCUGCACUUGGUGGAUUGGGGAUGCUAGGGAACACUCUUGGGCUCGGUGGCGGAGGAGGUGGGGGCAGUAGUGGGAUUGGUGGGCUCGGUUCAUCACACCAUAGUGACGGCGGAACCUCGGGAAGGCAGGUGUUUGUGAGGAAUCUUCCUUGGCGGUACACCUGGCAAGACUUAAAGGACAAGUUCAAAGGAGCAGGAAGAGUGGUUCGUGCGGACAUUAUGACAGAAUCCAGUGGAAGAUCCAAGGGCUGUGGUACAGUUUUGUUUGAGACUUCUGAGGACGCCGCUCAUGCAAUAAGUAUCCUUUUGACCUGCAAAUGUGGAUUGUUACAAUGUUUGUUGUUUCAAAAAAUGUUCAUACCCCUCUGUGGGGGCAGUAGUGGGAUUGGUGGGCUCGGUUCAUCACACCAUAGUGACGGCGGAACCUCGGGAAGGCAGGUGUUUGUGAGGAAUCUUCCUUGGCGGUACACCUGGCAAGACUUAAAGGACAAGUUCAAAGGAGCAGGAAGAGUGGUUCGUGCGGACAUUAUGACAGAAUCCAGUGGAAGAUCCAAGGGCUGUGGUACAGUUUUGUUUGAGACUUCUGAGGACGCCGCUCAUGCAAUAAGUAUGUUUAAUGGAGCAUUGAUUGAUGGUCGUGAAAUUGAUGUGAGGAUGGAUCGGUUAGGCUGAAGUGAGGCAUGCUGCUGGGCUUGAAGGCUUUGUGGAAUGAAGAUUGCCAUUGCAUAAUGCUUUCCUGUGGCUUGUGCUUGACUUUGUUGAUCUUCUGAUUGUCUAGUUCUUAUAUAGUGGAUUCGACAUGUAGAAUUGGCCUGUAAAUAGAAGUCAUCCAUUUAAUGGGUCGUGGAGCACUUCAGCAUGAUGGAUUGUUGGAAAUUCUUUAGUCGAAGCAAGGUUAAGUGCUCCCUGGUUCACUUUUAUCUGGGCUUUGAAGCAUUGUUUUAUUUUGCAUACCCAUUCGAGUUGGUUCACGGAAGUGUCCAGGUUUGUGACUUACAGGAAAAUAAUGUCUUCAACAAUUUUGGAUGCACUAUCCCUUUUCCAUUGACUUUGGAGUCACUUGCGUACACUUCCAUUCCAUUUUGUUGUGAGCAGACAUCAAUUCAGUCUGCCAGUUGCAGAAUACCUGCAGACAUUGUCUGGUCUUACAUUGAUGAAUUAUUUUUAUCAUUUUACCAAUUGAUUUAUUUUACCUUAUUCUCAAGGAAACAUCACUUGGUAUUUUACAUGUGUUGAAACAAAAGCUGUUAUUUAGUGCACAGAUAUGUGGUUAUCUUUAAUUAGGCACAUCUUACAUGGAAACAUUGUUGCUCACUUUAAGGUUGAGACAGUUGUUGUAGAGAUCAAACGUCUGGUAAAAUGACAUUGAAAUGAA
Messenger RNA from Orbicella faveolata, 3441 nucleotides. RefSeq names its product myelin expression factor 2-like. The record is from RefSeq and is a predicted model, not a curated record. NCBI's taxonomy places the organism in Eukaryota, Metazoa, Cnidaria, Anthozoa, Scleractinia, Merulinidae. Gene Ontology annotation, cellular component: cytoplasm; ribonucleoprotein complex; nucleus. Gene Ontology annotation, molecular function: mRNA binding.